Melitaea cinxia (Glanville fritillary) is the source of this 494-nucleotide messenger RNA. RefSeq lists its product as uncharacterized. Lineage: Eukaryota; Metazoa; Arthropoda; Insecta; Lepidoptera; Nymphalidae. The transcript is spliced from 3 exons. The coding region runs from base 85 to 444 and encodes 119 amino acids. The record is from RefSeq and is a predicted model, not a curated record.
GAUAUUUAUACUGAGAGUAGUGUUUACCGCAUCCCAUCUUUAUCAGUGUGAAAUAGAUUACUGAAGUGUAUAUACGUAGACGAGAUGAAGCUCUUACUCCCAGUUCUGUUGAUGACACUGGCUGUUGUAUGUAACAGUGCAGUUUUGCCGAAUGUCAGCAGGUAUAAUUUGAGCGUUGGCUAUGUUCAACAAGGUGACAGAUUGUUGCAAAGAUCAUCUUUAUACCAGCCAGCUCGACCAAACGCAAUCCAGUACCAAGAUUACAUCUACCGCGGUAACUAUACUACCCGUAUAACAGCUGUCGUAGCUACCGAGGUGGGAUACACGCAGUACGCGUCCGCUUGGAUCAUGAGCGGCGGGAUAGGAUACAACAGUGUGACCAUAAGGGUACAAUCCGCAUGGGGAUACGGUUUUAACUAUGUAAUUGAUAUCUGGGGACGAUAAAUGAUUUACAAUUUAUUUAUUUAACAAUAACCAACAGAAUUACAUAUUUA